AUGGGCAACGACGGAGGCUCGAUCCCCACGCGUCGCGAACUCGUGAAAACGGCCGCGCGAACGCCAACAAUUAGCGAACUCAAGGCGACGGUGUUAGAAAACCUCACCCAUGCAUGGGCCCAUGACCCUGUGACCUCAGAGCUCCUCGAUAUGGAGAACGUGGUAUCGGACUGGCGAGGGAGACUCUACAGUUAUGAGUCGGUACUCAAGGGGCUGAUGCCCAAUGGGGAUGAUGAUGACAGCAGCGAAGCGCCCGUUCUCACAAACGGUGAGUCGACUGCAGUGGAUUUUGCCUCCACGGAUAUCAAGUCGCUACGGGAUGUGGUGAAGCUCAAAUUUACCCGCUAUACGCCACCCGGGACUAAGGGGCAAGAGAUAUGGGCCUGUCCCGUGUCGAUGAAGGAGCUGGGGCCUGCAACAAAGGCUGUGUAUAUUGUCCCAUGCGGGCAUGUAUUUGCCGAUGCCGCAAUCAAGCAGAUUCAAGAAGACAUCUGCCCAGAGUGCAGCAGCGAGUUUAAGGCAGGUGAUGUGGUUCCAAUACUACCUACGGAAAGGGCGGAUCUCGACUUUGUCACGACGAGGAUCAGCUCCCUGAGGCGCGAUGGCCUUACACAUAGCUUGAAGAAGGAUAAAAGCAAUGUGAAGAAGAAAAGGAAGGCGGGUGCAGGGGAUUGGGAGGCGAAGAAUGCAGAUGGUGCACCCCAACCUGAGAAAGCUAAGGGUUCCCGACAAGAGAAUGGGAAGGCGGCCAAGGCGAGCGGUAUCAACAAUCCCAUGACGGCGUCACUCACAGCAAAGGUUCUAGCAGAACAGGAGGAGCGCAAUAAACGGCGGAAGCUGGCCAACCAAGCCUCGUGA
This is a messenger RNA of Dichotomopilus funicola, 858 nucleotides long. RefSeq names its product replication termination factor 2. NCBI's taxonomy places the organism in Eukaryota, Fungi, Ascomycota, Sordariomycetes, Sordariales, Chaetomiaceae. The record is from RefSeq and is a predicted model, not a curated record. The coding region runs from base 1 to 858 and encodes 285 amino acids. The transcript has a single exon. Gene Ontology annotation, cellular component: nucleus. Gene Ontology annotation, biological process: mitotic DNA replication termination; site-specific DNA replication termination at RTS1 barrier.